AUGUCCAUCACUCUGCCGUCCUUCGCGGGUUACUUACCCCUCUGGCUCCUCCUCACAUCCGCAGCCGGAAUCUUCAACAUCAUAGCCUGCUACACCUCACCCACCCUCGGCGGCCGACUAUUCCAAGGCCCAGCAGGCAAAGCUCAAGUCAGCGGUCUCAGCAGCCGGCUCUUCGCUACCUGGACCCUUACUUCGACAGUCGUGCGCAUGUAUGCGGCGUUCAAUCUUGACAAUAAAGAAGUUUAUGCGCUUGCUUUUCUGAGUUAUAUCAUCGUGUGGCAGUUCUUCCUGAGUGAGUGGUUGGUUUAUGGGACGGUUAAGGCGGGGAGGGAGAUUGUGCCUUCGUUCAUUGUUUCGACGGUGGGCGUGACUUGGAUGUUGUCGCAGUGGAGUUUUUAUACUGGGGUGUAA
This is a messenger RNA of Glarea lozoyensis ATCC 20868, 411 nucleotides long. RefSeq names its product ergosterol biosynthesis protein Erg28. Lineage: Eukaryota; Fungi; Ascomycota; Leotiomycetes; Helotiales; Helotiaceae. The coding region runs from base 1 to 411 and encodes 136 amino acids. Gene Ontology annotation, molecular function: protein-macromolecule adaptor activity. Gene Ontology annotation, cellular component: endoplasmic reticulum; membrane. The record is from RefSeq and is a predicted model, not a curated record. The transcript is spliced from 2 exons.